Molecule: messenger RNA, 16705 nt
Organism: Nematostella vectensis (starlet sea anemone)
Lineage: Eukaryota; Metazoa; Cnidaria; Anthozoa; Actiniaria; Edwardsiidae
Product: protocadherin-like protein
Exons: 34
Coding region: 2167-16131 (4654 amino acids)
Biological process (GO): calcium-dependent cell-cell adhesion; cell morphogenesis; multicellular organism development
Cellular component (GO): adherens junction; plasma membrane; catenin complex
Molecular function (GO): calcium ion binding; cadherin binding
Source: RefSeq, a predicted model, not a curated record
AAGGUUUCAUCAACGGUUUUAUUGGUAUCGAUAAAGUACCCUUUGAAUCGAAGUAUCUAACAAUCGAGAAGUUUUUGUAGUUACAACAGAGAAAAAGACAUUGCACUUCCAAUAUACCAUCGUCUUAGUUUUCCCAUAAUGAAAGCUAGCCCCUCUGAAGGAGACGCUAAGCUGAAGAGGCAAAGUAAUUUAAAUUCUGUCAGGAUUUAGGUGAUGGAUUAGACCGUUAGGCUAUGUGAUAUUGCUCGAAUAAAGCCUCUCACAAAUGUAAUAAGCUUUUUCCAUAUUGGUGGAUCACAGAUAGUUCAAGACCUGGCCCUUAAAGGCGAUGUUUUUGUAAGAUCAGGAACUUUGCCAGUUUUGGGACGCACCUAUAGCGAAGCAGUUCUUGGGAAAAUGUUCAUAUUCUAACCAGUCAAGAUGUCUUCCAAACGAAGCAUGAGCUCCGUGGUUCAUUGCUUAACUCGCAUACGGAAAAUGAGAGCACGGAAUAACCUAGAAGUACCGAGGGAACAGCUAAACGCGAUUCUCUACCCAAUGUACAUGGUCACCUCUUUUAUAGGACACAAAAACAAGCGACAUCCGUGGUUUGGUCGCUUUGGCCUUGUUUUAUGGAUAACGAGUCUCUGUGUUCACUUUGCGUUGGAUUUCUACGAGGCAAAACACAUAUUCGGAACGGCAUGGGCAACAGCUAUAGGGGUCUUUUUUGUUUCGUUUACAUCAGGAACUUAUAUAAUCAUCAAAGAUUUGAUUCCAUGGAUUGAAGACGGACUCGAGAUACUCUACGUUGAUGGGAACUUUACAGAAACGCUGGAGAAAGUCAAGCGAGUUGCUAAGGUGCAGAAGGCUGUUUCACGCUUUUGGAGAAGAUUAUAACUGCGGUUUGAGGGAGGGGACACCGUAUGUCUAAACAAGACGAAAAAUAAAACACGUUAAGUGUUUGUGGCAAGCAAGGUUCUUUGAUCCCCCAGCCCCUCCCCUCCCUAUCGAAAUUUUCCAUUUGUCACGGCAUAUAUAAGUUGACUCAAUAUUUCAUUAAUACCUAGCCUUUCGUUCAAGCUUAUCCCGUUUUGUGUUUUGUAAGCGUAUACGCGUUUUGUGAAUGACUAGGACAAGUCUACUGAUCACUGAGGGAUUUCCUCCCAGAGUUUUUUUUUUACGUUAGUGCACUCAUCAUCUGCACAUAGCGCCGAUUGCAAUACAACGUCUGCUUUUAAUUUUCCAUACCAUGGCCUUUAGCAAAUCGUGCUAAAUUCCCUUUCAGUUGUUUUCUGAAAAUCUAAUUUGUGCUCUACACCCGCUCUAUUAUUUCAAAACCAAACAAAAACGCCUAAAGUGCAACAAAACAUCGAAAGCAAUUUUCCCAUUCUUAAUUCAAAAUUUUUAAACGAUACGCGUUCAAUUUAAAAUAGCGCUUUGGGAGGGCAAUUUACUUUGCAAUGGUUCGCGUUGUUAUCAACAUAAAAAUGGCUUUCACUGAGUGGUCGAGUGAGUCUGUUUUUAUCGGGUUUUUAUUCGCUGCGGUUUUAUCGCUCAAGAUAGCCCAGAUCGGGUGAUGAAUUUGUCAUGUAUUUAGACGCUCAGCGUUCCAGGUGUUCUCGGAUCCGAGCGUUUUGCACAGAGAUAAAUUUCGAUUGAACGAAUGAUAAGCUCCGAAUAACCAUAUAAUUGACUCUGUGCGUUAAAACCAAUGAGCAUACAAAGCACUGCAGAGACACUGCGAAUUUACCAAUUACAGAGACCCCAAAAAUGUAAAGGUAAACAUUUCAGUAGGGGGUAUGGAAUAAUCAGUAUGCUGAAUUCCUGAGUCCGCGAGCGACCAUUUCCUGAGUGCUUGUGUCAGCAACCAAAGAGGAUUUCUCCAGGCAUUUCACCUCGACAGCUGUCGAGUUCGAUCAAAGAUUUUAACAAUUUGUCUGGAAUCCUCCAAGCUUUAGAUUAUUAUAAAUUCAUAUAAUUCAAAGCCUGAGGAAGCAGUGGGAGCAAGACUGAGUAUUGAACGUCGUAGACGGAAUUCAAAAUUUCUUUCAUUCACAAUUCACUUGGCGGCGUCUGGCUACUGGGAAAUGCAUUCCGAGUGGAGAUAUGACGAGAUGGCUUUAUUCUUAUGGCAAAUUCGCCGUUAGAGUUGCUGAUUUUGAAAGCUGGAAGGCAGGAUUUUGAGAUAUGGGUAAAUUCAAGUGGAAGGAACUCCAGUUAGUGUUUACCAUGAGAUCUAUUCUAAGCGUGUUUCUUGUGUUGGAGUUUGUGAGCUUCGUGAAAGGAUCUGUGAGAAAAGUGGAAGUAUUCGAGGGCACUGAGCCAGGAACUGUCCUGUUGACACUUGAUCGUAUUCCCGGGUUUGAAUACGUGCUUCAGGACUCGUCUCGAGAUAGCUACAGCUUGUUUCACAUCACCCCCGACGGCACGCUUACUACAAAAGCAACACUAGACCACGAAGACAAGCGAGGGAAUGUGUUUAACCUAGUUAUUGUGCGCAGAGAACUUAGUCGGCGUGAAGGAGGAAGUGUGAUCAUUGUGUCUGUGAUCGUUCUUGAUCGGAACGACCACGCGCCGAAAUUCCCUAAAGAUCUGUAUAAUGCGUACGUUGCGGAGAACAAACCAGCAGGGACUUUUGUAUUAGGACUAGAGGAUGUUUACGCUGGUGAUUUGGACUCUGGCGUGAAUGCGGCUUACACUUACACUAUUGUAGAAGGGAAUAAAGAGGGGCUUUUCGCUGUUGACGUGAAUGAAUUAGGCGGCGUUCAAUUCUUACGGUUAAGAACAACCGCCGCGAUCGAUAGAGAGAAAACCGCUUUCUUUGUGCUCACCGUUCAGGUAACUGACCAUGGAAAGCCCCGAAUGUCUAGCACCACGCAAGUAAGGAUUAAUAUCUUGGACGAGAAUGAUUGCGCGCCUGUUUUUGACCCGCAAAUUUACGAAAUAAGUGUGAACGAAAACGCAGCUAUCGGAUCCUCAGUUGUUCACGUGAAAGCGGUGGAUGCGGACGCUGGAUCAAACGCCGAUGUGUAUUAUUUUUUCACACACGAUCAUGAUUUCUUUAUGAUCAAUUCACACACGGGCGUUGUUAGUGUCACCAGCCAUAUCAAUUUCGAGAAAGGUAAUUAUUUCGAGAUCAGGGUGGCUGCGGUCGAUCGCGGAAGGAAUCCGCACAAUGCGUCAACCCUCGUCAAGAUCAGGCUUCUUGAGGUGGACGGGUUCCCUCCCCCGCCACGAAUACACACCUCCCCUCCCAUGUUUCAACUCUCUGAAUACUACGUCAAGAUCAGAGAGGACCUUCCAGUCAAUUCAGCAUUCCUGCACCUAAGAAUCCAAGGAGAUGUCGAGGAUAAUCAUGCGCGCGUUACUUACGAGUUAAGCCCUAUUGCUCUGCGGGACGUCUUUGCUAUUAAUCCUAAAAGCGGUGUAAUAACCCUACGUAAACCCCUCGAUUACGAAACGCGGAAGACAUACUCGGUUAAGGUCAUUGCUCUGGAUAACCGCCACCCAACGUUUUUCGCCGAGACGGAAAUAACCAUAGAAGUAACAGACGUGGAUGAGAAUUACUUUGCGCCGGAAUUUGAGAGCUUCACCGUCCUUGGGCAUCUCCCGCAAGACGCGGAUGCGCGUACGUUAAUCGCUACCGUAUCCGCUACAGACGGCGAUAGCGGAAGCGAAGGCGAAGUGCGUUACCAUAUCGUCGGCGGCAGUGGCGCAGGGCUCUUCGCCUUGCACGAAACCGGCGGCGUAAUUACGCCUUAUGGUAGCCUUAACCGUGACCACAAACGCUACGAUUUGUACAUCGAAGCGCGGGAUAACGCAAAGAACCCGCGAACCGCGAGGCUAUAUGCGCUGAUUCUUGCCGACGCUAAAAACGAAAAGAGGCCUUUUUUCUUCGCUCCGACACAGAUUGCAGAAGUACGUGAGAAUAGUGAAGAGUCAGAGACAUUCGUGACUGUGGUUCGCGCAGAAUUCAAAGGAAAAGAUAGCAAACAGAUGCGGUACUCCAUCUCUGCAGGGAAUGAGGAGGGCAAGUUUACCAUUAGUCCUGAGACAGGCGUGAUAUCGACAACGUCACGUCUGGACCGUGAGCGUGUAGACCGCUAUGCCCUAGAAGUGCGGGCUCGUGUAAAUGGCGCUCCCCAGUCCAUGAGUUCGCCCGCCCAAGUGGUUGUCAUGGUGACAGAUAUGAAUGACAACCGUCCAGUGUUUGCCAACACAAACCAUACGGUUUACAUCAGAGAAAACCAGGGCAACAUCCCCAACCUUCUAUGUCUUAUUACCUCGGACAAAGACAUUGGCCUAAACUCGGAUAUCACCUACACAAUUGAGUCCGGAAACGACGACGGCUUGUUUGCCAUCCACCCGACACUCGGGAUUCUGUCGGUAAGGAGAUCAUUAGACUUCGAGAAGACCUCGGUGCACGAGUUGACGAUACGAGCAAACGAUCACGGUACCCCGAGCUUGAACAGUACUGCGCAUGUGUGGAUCAUGGUGCAAGACGCGAAUGAUCCACCUGUCUUUCUACAAGAUACGUAUGAAGUGAACGUGCCUGACAGUUCCAAAAUCAGGACAAUUAUUGCGGUUCUCGAAAUAACUGAUGAGGACGCUCGCCACAAAUUUGGUGGAGAUAACCCGGUCAGUGUAGAGGAGGAUGCCGAGCCGGGCCGAACCCUGACGAUUAUAAACUCGACAGACGAGGAUGCGGGUAAGAGCGGCCAGUUCGUCUGCACGAUAGACGACGUGGAUGCAGACGUGAUGGACAUGUUCAGCUUUCACACCGUGAGGCAGGGCUGCGCACUAAUCCUAUACAAUCACCUCGAGUACUCAAGGCGAAGCCAGUACACAUUCAAGGUACGCGCGUCUGAUCAAGCCGAUGCUGUCCAACAACUAUCAACGACUGCUAAUGUCAUCGUACGUGUCCUAGACGGCAACAACAACGAUCCGAUCUUCCAGCAGACUUCCUACUGGGUCGCCCUUCCAGAAGGUUCACCAAUCGGCACUGAGCUUCUACGGGUUACCGCUGAAGACUUAGACAGUGGCUCAAACGCUGACGUCAAGUACCAGUCCUCUAAUGAUAUUUUUGCGGUCGAUGAAACCACAGGGACCAUUACCCUUCAGUACCAAGCUUCCAGGAACAAGAAGUACUCCUUCACUGUAACGGCUUUUGACCAAGGCAAACCAAGUCGAUCUUCUGUGGCAACAGUAUAUGUGUCGGUUCACAGCUUUUCAGAUUCGCCGCCCGUGUUUCGAAAGUCGACCUAUGAGAAGCGAAUCCCGGAGAAUUUUGCUCUUAAGCGCGGGAUCGUGCGGGUAGAGGCGCUAGCGAAUGGCGGAGGUGCUGGCGGAGAGUUAAGGUAUUACCUGGUGGGUGGUGACCCCCAGAGUCAGUUCAAUGUGGACCGUCUCACGGGCGAGCUAAGCCUCAAGAAGCCUCUAGACUAUGAGAAAGUGGCAAGCUAUCGUUUGCGCAUCCGCGCGGUGCAAAAGACAUGGCGGCCGAAUAUGCCGGAGCUGCCGGCAGAGGCCACAGUGCUGAUCACGGUGACGGACAUCAAUGAUAACGCGCCACGUUUCGCCAUCCCACGCGAGCCGCUCGUGACAUCCAUCCACCAGUUUCGGCCGGCAGGUACUACGGUUACCAAGGUAACCGCGUAUGACCAGGACUCAGGUAGCCACGCCCUCGUGAAGUACGGACUCGAGAACGCGGACUCAUUUCCAUUCACCAUCACCCCCCAGACGGGCGUGAUCAAGACCACUGCAGAGCUGAGGCAUUCUGAGAGGGAUUUCUAUGCUUUUGUUGUCACGGCCACAGACUCGACCCCGCCCUUUCAUAAGGUCACUGCAAAUGUUAAUGUGCACGUGACAGAUGCAAGUCCACCGCCUGUAUUUACCAAGGGUGAAUAUUCCACCAUGGUGUCCGAAAACAUGGCCGUAGGGACUUCCAUCCUACGCCUACGAGCAGACUACCACGGCAGCAACACCCUGAAAUACAGCCUGGCCACCGGAAACCACAACGACACCUUUUGUAUUGAUGUGCAGGGUAACGUCACCCUACGGCGUCGACUUGACCGAGAGGAGAUCCCGAAGUACAUCCUGGGCGUUACCGUGGGGGAGAAAAAUUUCACCUCAGCGGGACCAGAGCUGAAGAUACAGCUUGGCGACGUUAAUGAUAACCCGCCCUUGUUUGCGCAGCCUGUCUAUAAGGUCUUCGUCAGGGAAAAUCUGCCAGGUGGACACGUGAUUGGCCAGUUCGCAGCACGUGACCCCGAUAAGGGCGCAAAUGCAAGAGUGACCUACAGCAUUAUCAAUUUCGAGGAUAGCCGGUCGGAUAACCUGUUUAGUAUUCAUCCGUUCACUGGAGUUCUCACUGCGCUGUCGACGUUGGAUCGCGAAGACCUCAGCCGCCAUAUCCUCACUAUUCAAGCCAAAGACACAGGAGUCCCGCGGAUGUCAGGACUUGCGCAGAUUGUCAUCAUAGUAGAUGACGUCAACGACCAUGCACCGCGCUUCUCAUCCGGGAGUUUCCAUGUGGAAAUACCUCUGAAUACGCCACCAGACUCGAGAGUGUUCCAGGCGAGAGCACUAGACCCUGAUGGAGGUCACAAUGGUCUUGUUCGGUAUAGCAUUAUCCAAGGCAACAAACAGGGAUACUUCAGCAUCAAUCAUAUUGAUGGCUCGCUCUUCCUUGAUAAGAAGUUGACGACACUUGAGCCUAUUGACAUAAAGAUCCAAGCACGUGACAUGGGUCAACCGGAGCGCAGCUCUACGGCCGAUAUACGAAUAUUCAUCCACGUGCAAGCCGGUCCGCCCCAGUUUCUCUCGUCCCCAUUUGUCGGCAAUGUGACUGAGAACGAGCCGAAAGGGGCCUUUGUUGUCCAGAUUUCCGCGGCCAGUCUCGAUCCCGUGAUGUACUCCAUUGUGUCUGGAAACGAGGCUGGUAACUUUAGACUACAUCCGGGUGUUGGCUGGUUAACAACGGUGAGACCGCUGGACAACGAGAAGCAGUCUCGUUAUAAGAUAAUUGUCAUGGCAAUGGACCUGAAAAAUCGUAUCAGCAAAGUGGAGGUUAUUGUAAACGUGUUGAAUGUCAACGACAACAAGCCCAAGUUUGUGAAUAUUCGGAAUGGGAUCAUCGAAGGGAACGUUUUGAAGGAUGUUGCGGUUGGGAGCCGUGUUAUGGUGAUUGAUGCAGUCGAUGCGGACCGAAGUGAUAUUCUUAGCUACCGUAUUGAAGACGAGAAAGCACGGCGCUACUUUAGCGUUAAUAACGAGGGUGUGGUUACAAGUACUCGUGUCCUCAGAGAUCUGGACUCGCCUUACUUGUUCAAAGUCAGCGUUAGUGAUAACGGAAAACCACCGAUGGUAGCUCAAGCGAUGGCGAGAGUCGUAUUACUGAAAUACCAGCCACAGCAGGACCAGCAGCGAACGAGUAUUCAAGAAAGCGCCGCACUCGGCACCCGAGUUUUUACACUGCUGACCGCUAAGCCAAUCAGAAACGCUCGCUACUCCAUCGUGUCUCCAUUGGAAACAAAAUUCCGAGUCGAUCCAUAUUCGGGUGAUGUUAGAGUUAGAUCGGGUUUAGAUUACGAGACUGUUAAGACGCAUCGAUUCACGGCCGAAGCGAGGAACACUCGGGAUAACACCGAUUACGCAAAUAUAGACGUCAUCAUAACUGUGGAAGACUCCAACGACAAUCGUCCUCGUUUCACGAUGAACAAAACCAAUGGGUUAUACUUGGCAUACGUCAGUGUGAACCCUAUCGCUGACACGAGGGUCUUCACGCUCGAAGCCACAGAUCCUGACUCUGAUUUGAAUGGCAUUGUGCGCUAUCGUCUGAUCACAAACCCGGGCUCACACUUUGCACUGAAUGCGGUUACCGGAAGUAUUACGACUCGUGGGCGAUCGGAUCUUUUUUUACCGUGGUACAACCUGACUGUGGAGGCGUUCGAUCUCGGAAAGCCUUCGCUAGUCACUCGUGCCGUCGUGAAUGUUCGUACGGGACAGUUCCCACCCUUGUUCAGCCGGAAGGAGUAUGUAUUUUACGUGGAUGAGAAUACUCCUCGUGGCUACACUAUUGGAACAGUAGACGCGAAGAGCUUCUCUGGAUCGCUUUUAGAAUAUAUGGUCAUCGAAGGACGUGGCCACAAGCGCUUUGUCCUUGAUUCAGUCACAGGUCGCCUAACUCUUCCUGAACCACUAGACUUUGAGCGAGACUCAAAUAUCUACCUCAUCACCGUCAGCGCUAAAGAGACGGACAAUUCACUUCUCCGUCCACUGAAGUCCGAAGCCGACGUCAAAAUUGUACUACGAGACCUGAACGACAACCCACCGGAGUUUUUCGAACUGAGCUACCGUGAUACCCUGCCUGAGAGCGCUCCUGUUGGGACAACUGUGUUAUCGGUGACCGCGCGGGACCUGGACUCAGGUGUGAACGGCCAGUUUCAUUAUUUUGUGGAAAGCCAAUUCUUCUCUGUUGAUCCCUACACUGGGUGGAUUACCACAAAACGGCCACUGGACUUUGAGACGAACCCGACGCACUCCUUCCUAGUGGUGGCGCAAGAUAGCGGGAAUCCCGCGCGUAACGGGACCGCGCGAGUCAUAGUAGAACUGACGAAUGUGAAUGAUAAUGCACCGCGUUUCUCGCAGAGUUUAUAUAACGUGUUCGUUGCUGAAGACGCUGGAUCAGACCAAUUGGUCGCCACAGUUCAAGCGACGGAUAAAGACAAUGAUCCAGUCACGUAUAGCAUCGCAUCUGGCGACAACACAACGAACUUUGUCAUCAAUAACAAGACAGGAGUUAUCAAACUCGUGAGCAACAGAAAGCCCGAGCUGAUAGGGCCCUAUUACACGAUGAAUAUAAGCGCCAGCGAUGGACUGCACGUCAGUCAGGCCAUGGUGAUUGUAGCUAUUCAAGAUGUUAACAACCACAAGCCCGUCUUCACAGACUGCGCAUCUUACCACCCGGUAGUAAUGGAGGAUGACCCGCCAAAUACAUUCGUUAUGCAGGUUCACGCUGACGACCAGGACACAGGAGCCAACGGCGAAGUAAUAUACUCCAUCGAGAAGCCCCCUGGCGCGCUUUCUUACUUUGCUAUCGACGCCAAAACAGGCAUCGUCACGACACUACAAUCAUUCGACAGGGAAGAAAAACCAGUAUACCAAAUAAGGAUCAUAGGUCGAGACGGGGGUCUGGGGAGCAGUAGAGGCGCCGAGAGACUCAUGGGAGUUUGCCAAGUGGAUAUACGCAUCGGUGACAAGAACGAUCAUGAUCCUGUCUUCCAGAAUAAACAGUACGAGGCGACCAUCAAGGAGGACUUCGAGGUAGGAAGGUCAGUUCUGCAUGUUAGUGCUACAGAUGCGGAUGCAGGCUCCAACGCUAAGCUGACCUACUCUAUCCAGCCUCAAAAUGACUACUUCGCGAUAGAUAGGGCUACUGGGACCGUAACAAGCAAAAAGAGUCUACUGAGCGAGGCGAAGAGCGAGGGGCAGUCAUCCAGGGUCAUUAGCUUCAAUGUCGUUGCGAAUGAUAACGGGAAUGUUAGCAGGAAGACAGAAACGCUUGUGCGUAUAACAGUACUUGAUCUUGGCAAUGACCCCCCAGUGUUCUCGCAGGGUGUAUACGUUGUCACGGUGAGGGAGGAUAUCGCGAUAGGCUCCUCGCUAAUUCAGCUGUCCGCGUCAACGAAGACUAACAAGUUGAUAUACUAUAGUAUUGUACCGGGUAAUGUUCCCUCCUCUAAUAACCCACCCCGAUUCCAGAUCAGGAUUUCUAAAGGGAUAGUGUGGAAUUCGCAUAGACUUGAUCACAAGGAGACGUCUAAUUUCUCUUUGACAAUUCGCGCCGAGACCACAGACCCCCCCAUGAGCGCGUUCGCGAAUUUAAAGAUCUUUCUAGAAGACGUCAACGACAACCCUCCUGAGUUCGUAAUGCCGAGGUAUCAAGGUCACGUGUCAGAGAAUGCACCAAUCGGGAGCUCCGUCCUCCAGGUGUCCGCCAGGGAUCGUGAUAGCGGCGAAAAUGGGCGUGUCACUUAUAGUUUUGUCCAGGACAAGGAUUCGGACAAGUUUGGUUUGGAUGAAAACACGGGUCUGGUGACAACCAGGGAGGUGUUUGAUCGCGAAGCCCAGGGAAGGUACACGCUAGCGUUAAAAGCGCGCGAUAAUGGCUCCCCGCAGAAAACCACGGAUACAAUUGUCGAGAUUAUCAUUACCGAUGAAAACGAUAACCCGCCAAUCUUUGAAGAAAAGGUUUAUAACAUCUCAGUGCUAGAGAGUGCAGCAUCAGGAAUGGAGUUACUUAAAGUAUCCGCAGUGGAUAGAGACUUUGGUGUAAAUGCCCGAGUUAGUUAUUACAUCAGUGAGGGGAAUAUCAACGGGGCGUUUGAGGUGAAUAGGGAAUUCGGCACGAUACGCCUCGCAGGGACGCUAGACCGUGAAAAAGUGGACCACUAUAAGUUGACGCUCACAGCAAAAGACGGCAAGUAUUCAGGAGAAGCUACAGUUAAUGUGUACGUUUUGGACAUCAACGAUAAUAACCCCAAGUUCGAGAAUAGCCAUUAUCGUGUGAACGUGUCCGAAAACCGGCCAGUAGGGACACUUGUGGUAAAGCUGAGGGCCAGCGAUCCUGAUCUUGGUGAGUCUGGGAAGUUUCUUUACGACAUAAGCGGCCAAGGACUAAGUGCAUUCACGAUUAACCCACUUACCGGAGAAAUACGGACAAGAAUCAAGCUGGACCGAGAGUUAAAAGCGAGAUACGACUUUAUUGCCUUCGCCAUCGAUUCCCCCGGGAAAUUAACGCGCAGGACUGGUUCGACUGACGUCACAGUGAUCGUAGGUGACGUUAACGAUAACAAGCCAAGGUUCCCGGAUGAGCCAUAUAUUGGUCACGUUAUGGAAAACCUCAAAGCUGGAGCAAGUGUUAUGACAAUGUCAGCGGUCGAUAUUGAUGACCCGGAUGUUGGUAACAAUGCAGUGAUGACGUAUGCAUUACUGUUCGAUGCGAAUGGGCUAUUUUCGAUCGAUAGGGAUACGGGUGUUAUUCGGACUCGGCGAAUGCUUGAUCGGGAGAAGAGAAGUUCGUAUGAUAUCGUGGUAGCAGCCACCGACGGAGGGGACCCCCCACAGGAAGGAAAGGUCAAGGUCAAGGUUAUCGUGGAUGACGCUAAUGACCAGCACCCGCAGUUCACCAAGCGCGUAUUCGCGGCCAAGAUCUCCGAGAGCGCGGCGCUUGGCUCAACUGUAGCAACCGUCAGCGCUACUGACCGGGAUGAGGGCGUCAACGCCAAACUCAAGUACAGCCUUGAAUAUGAAGCAAAAGAAGAGAGACCUUUCCGUAUCGAUGAAACAACUGGAGAAAUCAUCCUCGCUCUGACUCUUGAUUACGAAACGAAGAGGAACUACAGACUCAAAGUCAAGGUGCGCGACUCAGGCGUGCCGUUGUCGUUCAGUGACACUGCGAGCCUGACGGUGGAAGUGCUGGAUGCUAAUGACCGGGCGCCGAGGUUCGAGCCUCUAUCAUACAGUGCCGUCGUCAGAGAAGACGUGGAUAUUGGAGAGAGACUACUGCGCGUGCGUGCUUUUGACGAGGACACAGGUAUUUACAAGAUCUUCAAAUAUUCCAUCGCCGGGGGUGACCCACAAGGGCAAUUCAAGAUCAACCCGGAUACCGGGGAUUUAUACAUCAAUAAGUCUCUCGACCGGGAGAAGAAUUCCAACCAUAUCUUGACCAUAAGAGCUACUAACAUCGCUCCCCCAUAUUGGUACGGUGAGGCAUCCGUUGGUGUCCAAGUCCUUGACGUUAACGACAACGGACCACAAUUCAAACCGGAAGUCUACAACGUGUUCGUCCCAGAAAACACACCCCCACCUUACGUCAUAGAAAAGCUAGAGGUGACUGACCCGGAUUCGGAUCCACAAAACGGGGGACCAUUCAAGUUCGGGAUAAGGAGCGGAAAUGAGAAAAACCUUUUUGAGCUGACAGAAGACGGCGUAUUGAAGACCCGCGUCACCUUCAACCGCGAGGAGACCGCGAAAUACGAGCUCGUAGUGUGGGCAGAAGACAACGCCAAGCAUCCAGAGAAACCCAUCAAAAGCUUCGCAUCAGUCUUCGUACACGUGCGAGAUCGGAACGAUAAUCAACACGAGGCGGGGUACCUGGAGCUCGUACUGAACGUGCUGGAGGGGAAAUUUGGAGGUGGAAUCAUCGGGAAGGUAUUCGUCAAGGACAUCGACACCGACGACGAGCGUCUGUAUGAACUAAUCGAUAGAGACUCGGAAGCAUUUAGCGUCGAUAGAUUGUCAGGUGCGGUUAUCUCUAAGCCAAAUCCUCCGAGCGGAGAGUUCUCAAUGCGGGUUAAGGUGUCGGACCGAGAUAGCGGUUUUCAACCGCGUGUUAGUACCGUUAAGAUUAUAGUGAAAAAGUUACCGUUGGCUGCGGUGGGAAAGAGCACUGCAAUAAGGCUCAGAGGGAUCUCCAGAGAGACGUUCGUUGCGGGGUAUAUUACGUCAUUUAAGGAAUCCCUCGCGGAGAUUCUACGUACAACUUCUGAGAACGUGGACUUGUUCAGUGUCCAGACGGCUGCAUUGACGUCACAAGUCAUCGAUGUAAGGUUCGCUGCGCACGGUAGCCCGUAUUACUCCCCAGAGAAGAUGAUAGCCCUCAUCAAGGCCAUGCGAAAGAACUUAGAAAAGGCAGCUUACAAGCUCGACUCCAUUGGUGUUGAUCCGUGUGUUCUGGAGCCUUGUGAGCAUAGUAGCUGCCAUGCCCAGCUCAAGGUCCCAGGGACGGUUGAUGUUAUCGGAACUGGUGAGCAGUCCUUCACGUCCAUAAAGGCCGACCUGGUUGCUGUGUGUGACGCGUGUCACGCGGGAAGGCGGAUCGAGAGUCGUUGCUCGGAAGACUUCUGCAAGAAUGGCGGGACUUGUCGAGAGUCGCCCAUAGGCCCCGUGUGUACAUGCCCAACAGGACUUAGUGGAAAACACUGCGAGUUGACAACGCGGAGCUUUCGGUCAGGCGAGUGGGUUUGGCUGCCCCCCUUACGUCAGUGUAGGGUUAGCGCUAUGAGCCUAGAGUUCGCUACAAAAGAACGCAACGGACUACUCCUGUACGGGGGGCCGUCAUCAUAUGUACAGGCCGAUCGUGGCGACGUAUACGAUCACCUGAUUGUGGAGCUGCAAGACGGUCACGUGUUUGUAUCAGUUUGUCUUGGCGACCGUCAUGACGUCUUGCGGAUUGGGGUGACGGGAGGCGCGAUGCUCAACGACGGCGAGUGGCACAUGAUAGAGAUACACAGGGACGAGACGACGGUACGUGUGACUGUGGACCGAUGCCGAGCGUCGAACAUAUCAGAAGGAGUCACGAGGAGCGAGGAUCGGAGCAUGUGCGAGGUGGUGGGACAUAUGAAGAAAAAGAAAUUGAAGUUCCUCAAUCUAAAUGACCCGCUCCAGCUUGGUGGGAUCGCGUCACGUGACCUGCUUUUCCCUGAUCUACGGUUCCACGACUUCAAUGGCUGUAUUCGCAACCUUAUCAACGAAGGACGACUUUACGACCUCAAGAGUCCCUCUCGUCAAAACAACACGCGCGAGGGCUGUGCCACAAUGGACCAGCACUGCAACCCCAACCCAUGCCACGAACAGGCCACCUGCAUUGGAUCAUUGAACGGACAUGUUUGCGAGUGCAACAUGGGUCGUCAUGGUGACACAUGCAAGCACACAACCCAGCCCAUCUCAUACGGUAACCACAGCCAUACGCGCUACAUCCUGAUGAACGAAUUCGAGUACGACCCGCGGGAAACACGUAUUGACCUGCGCGUGCGCACUAGGGAUCUUAACGGAGGGGUGUUGCUACACAGUGAGGGCACUGAGAAGGGGGAGUACAGCACACUCCAGCUUGUGCCCAUGAAAGACCAAAGAAAAAGAGAAAUACUGAUUGUUGUAUACGCUUUCAACACUGGUGACCGUGGCGCGGAGGUGCGAGCGAGUGAUGUUAACGUGGGUGAUGGUAAAUGGUGCUCCAUCCGCGUCAGCAGAUACAGGAACGCCGCAACCCUCACCGUGGAGAAAGACGGGGUGAACUACAUCCACACUAGGUCGACACGAGGCAACCACUCUCUUAUUAUGCUUGAUCCAAUCAUGACGUUCGUGGGAGGCCUUCCAAGAGGGGUCCAUGCUUCCGUAACCACGCGUAGGCUCCGGCGGCGGAACCGUUCAACAUCACGUGAUAACGACUUCAUAGGAUGCAUUGACGAUCUUCUUUUCCAUGGCUACCGGUUACAUCAUAAUGGGACUAAGGCUUUUGCCACAGCUAUAUCAAAAGGCGUUGUUGAAGGCUGCGAGUCCAAUUCAUGCCUGGCCAGCCCCUGCCCAACCUUUCAGUGGUGCUAUGACGCCUGGCGCAUGCACGUCUGCUUGCCACGCCUCUGCGAUAGCUCCCCUUGUCUGAACGGUGGUACAUGCCUCGAAGGUGUCGAUGAAUUGGGCAAUAAUCGAUUCAAUUGCAAGUGCCCCUCUGUUUACCAAGGGAGGACAUGUGAUGUGAGGCGAGCGGUAGUAGCAGCUAAGCCGGGAUCGGUACUCGAAGAUGGACUUAUCAUUGGUCUCUCCAUUCUCCUGGUCUUCCUGGUGGUGGCAAUUUGCAUCGUCAUUGUCUACAUUCGGCGCAGCAAGAAAGACAGCUACGAGGUGAACAUGGAUGAGGAAGAUUUCAAACGUGACAACAUCAUAGACUAUCGCAUUGAUGGCGGCGGCGAGGAAGAUAUCGACGAGCACAUAGCGCGUUUCCGUGACUACCUUCAUUCCCUCGAUGACGUCAGAGACGAAUUCAUCCAAUGUCCGCUCAGGAAAGCCCUUCUCAACUCGUUCCCAGACUCCAUCAAGACCGACAAGUACAGCGAUACCGGGUAUGGAGGCAGCAGCGACGAGAGUCCUUCGUUUAUUUUGCUAACGCCGAUUAAGAGUAAUCGGAAAUCUCCGACGCUGUCCGGAAAGUCGUCCGAGGACGAGUUCUAUGAUUGUCGGGAUUAUCAUUAUGGUCGGGCAAUUGCGGUAUCGCCGACAAAGAUGCGAGGGGAUUAUAAAAGGACUUCGGAUCCGACUGAUGUAAAAACCAAGCGCAACAUGAAUCGGAUGUCAGAUCCGACUAGGAUAACGAUAACGCUUAACCCGUUGAUGGAAAGGCGCCCAGCGCAGUCAUCGAGGCACGACAGAACCAGGGUGACGUACAGGGUGGAGCCGAUGCCGCCAGAGAGCAGCUCUUCAGAUAACGACGAGGGGUUUGCCUCACCGGAAGCUUGCUCACCAAAAACCUCCAAGCAAUGUAUCCCCGAGGAACCGGGGCCGAAGGCUCCAGCUAAACGGAGGAAAUCACCACCUAAAUCUAAAAAGGCGAGAACCAGGGACAACACGGACAAGAAUGAGCCGGUCUAUCCGCAUUACAAGAAGGCGGACGCGGGGUCUUUUCCAGAUGAGGUGUCGGUCCCUCCUGAUAGAGUUCCUGGGCCCGAAUAUCUCGAGGACCAGGAGAAGUUACCCAAUAAAGUCCCUGGACCUGAAUACCCUGGGGACCAGGAGCAACUGCUCCAAAACUGUGCUCCCCCUGCAAUAAAGACUCCUGAGGAAGAAAAAACAGGAGGGGAUUUCGUAACGGAAGAGGAACCGGAAAAGAAAAAGAACAAACCCAAAUACGAUGAUGCCUUCGAAGAGGAGAUUUUCCCACCUAAAGAAGAUAAUAACUCACCAAAAAUGGUGAAACUUUUCCCACCAAAACCGCAAAGGUCAAAUUGUGCUACAAAUCCUUCCAACGAGUGCCUUGAGACAAACUACGAGUUUCCGUUUCCUCCGGAGCCCCUGUCGGCCUCUGAUUUUAUUCCGGACGAUAACGACAGUCCACGAGAGUCGAUAAAUACUCCUGAAGAUCCUACAAAAUGUCUACCAUCCCCGAUCGAUUUCCUUCCGGAAGACUCGACUGACGCUUUUGCAUACGAAGGUGCUGGGUCGCCGACAAUCUCGCUAAGCAGUCUGGGUAGUGAAUCGGAGGAAGAAAUGACGUGGGAGACUGUGGACGACUGUGGUGACCGUUUUCGCAAGUUAGCUCAGAUUUAUGGGAAGCCCCCUUCAGUAACUUUUAAUCCAAAUGAGGAGAUAAUCAAAUAGUCACGCAGGUCAGCGGUUACAUACUGUGGCUGAAGUGUCUUGAUCUGAUGCCUGUAACGCCAGCGUUGCGUGACAAUAAUUUGUACAGCAGGUCAGCGGUUACUUACUGUGGCUGAAUGUCUGAUGCCUUUAAAGCCUCUAAUAAACGCGUGACCUGCAUGUGAUUGCGUGACUAGUUGUGUAGUCGCCACUUGAUUUAAUCUUUGUUUAGCUGUAAAUAAAUACGCUUUCAGACUUUGACAACCCUUCGUUUGAGCUGUCGGAAUAUGACAAAGCGAGUGGUUGAAAAAGAACGUUCUCUUACAAAAUAUCUAGAAAUUUCGAAAUUACAAGCAAAUAUUAUUUAAAUUGAUUUAAUAUUUUUUAUUAUUCGAGUAAAGGUUAGUUAUGAAUGAAUUUAUUUUUGUGGAGGUUGAUUAUUUGAGGAGAAAAGAGGAAACUAAAGAUGCAAAGCUAUUUCUAGGAAAAUAAAAUUUGUAAUGAGGGUAGGAAUAUCAGAGUUUUUGUAUAUAGCAUGCAGGAGACAACAAUGAUAUAGAUAUGGAAUACUAAUAAAUUGCCGAAAAAGUUGGAA